UUUAUUGGCUAGCGGGCUCGAGAUAUAAAAGCAGCCGGAGAGCGCGCCAAAGCAUUCAGUAUUUGAAAACAAGUGACGAAGUAAUAAUCGGUGGAAACACCAAAACAAGCUAUCUUUACGAAGGAGUUUAAGUGAAACGAAACAAAGCAAGAAGAAAAAAAUGCCAGCUAUUGGAAUUGAUCUUGGAACAACAUAUUCCUGUGUUGGAGUUUGGCAACAUGGAAAUGUGGAGAUCAUCGCAAACGAUCAAGGAAACCGAACAACACCAUCAUACGUCGCAUUUACCGACACAGAGCGACUAAUUGGGGACGCAGCUAAAAAUCAGGUUGCUCUAAACCCUAGCAACACCGUUUUUGAUGCAAAACGUUUAAUUGGACGAAAAUAUGACGACCCAAAAAUCCAACAAGAUAUGCAACACUGGCCGUUUAAAGUCUUUAAUGACUGCGGCAAACCAAAAAUACAAGUGGAGUUUAAAGGUGAAACAAAGAGGUUUGCACCAGAAGAAAUCAGCAGUAUGGUGUUGACGAAGAUGAAAGAGACUGCUGAGGCGUACCUUGGAACAUCAGUACGUGACGCCGUUAUCACCGUUCCUGCCUAUUUCAACGACUCACAGCGACAAGCAACGAAGGAUGCAGGAGCAAUAGCCGGGUUAAAUGUUCUUCGAAUUAUCAAUGAACCCACAGCGGCAGCUCUAGCCUAUGGCUUGGAUAAAAACUUGAAAGGAGAACGCAACGUGUUAAUAUUUGACUUAGGUGGAGGAACAUUUGAUGUAUCUAUUCUAACUAUCGAUGAAGGCUCAUUGUUUGAAGUGAAAGCUACUGCAGGUGAUACACAUUUGGGAGGUGAAGACUUUGACAAUAGACUGGUAAAUCACCUGGCUGAUGAAUUUAAACGCAAGUAUAAGAAAGAUUUGAAAACCAAUCCACGCGCACUCCGUAGAUUGCGAACUUCUGCGGAAAGAGCUAAGCGUACGUUGUCUUCAAGCACGGAAGCUACUAUAGAAAUAGAUGCACUACACGAAGGUUUGGACUUCUACACGAGAGUAUCUCGCGCUCGCUUUGAAGAACUCAACUCAGACCUUUUCCGGGGAACUUUGGAACCUGUGGAAAAAGCCCUUAAGGAUGCAAAAUUGGAUAAGAGUUCUAUUCACGACGUUGUCCUGGUCGGCGGCUCUACCCGUAUUCCGAAGAUACAAAGUAUGCUGCAAAACUUCUUCUGCGGCAAGAAAUUGAACUUAUCGAUCAAUCCAGACGAAGCCGUCGCUUAUGGAGCCGCAGUACAAGCAGCCAUUCUUAGUGGUGAACAGCACAGUAAGAUUCAAGAUGUUCUGCUAGUUGAUGUGACACCGCUGUCAUUAGGAAUAGAAACUGCUGGAGGAGUGAUGACUAAAAUUAUUGAGAGGAAUGCCAAAAUCCCCUGCAAACAAUCACAAACCUUUACUACAUAUUCAGAUAAUCAACCUGCUGUCACUAUUCAAGUUUAUGAAGGAGAACGCGCCAUGACAAAGGACAACAACCUAUUGGGGAGAUUCGACCUCACAGGUAUACCACCAGCUCCUCGUGGAGUACCAAAAAUAGAUGUAACAUUCGACCUAGAUGCCAAUGGUAUACUCAACGUAUCUGCGAAAGAGAACAGCACUGGUCGAAGCAAGAACAUAGUGAUCAAGAACGACAAGGGCCGUCUAUCACAAGCUGAAAUUGAUAGGAUGGUAUCUGAGGCCGAACAUUACAAGGAAGAAGACGAGAGACAACGAGAAAGAGUUUCGGCGCGAAAUCAGUUGGAGUCAUAUGUCUUCAACGUGAAACAGGCUCUGGAUGAUGCUGGAGACAAACUCAAUGAACAAGACAAAGAAACAGCACGUCGCGAAUGUGACAACGCCAUAAAAUGGAUCGAUAAUAACACCUUAGCGGAUAAAGAAGAAUAUGAACACAAACUAAAGGAACUUCAAAGAAUAUGCAUGCCAUACAUGAGCAAAAUGCAUGGAGCUAGUCCAGGAGCCGGGUCCGAAUACCAGCAGCAAUCACAACAUUCAGGGCCCACAGUAGAAGAAGUAGAUUAAAUGAUUGUGGAGCAAACGCACCAUACAAUAUGAUCUCUAAUCCCACCAAAGAUGGUUCCUUCCUAGUAACAAAUUGUUAAUGAUAAGUGUAUUUUAGAAUUAAGUAGUUACACCAACAAAUGAUCAUCAUGCUGCAAAAAUAAAUAGUUUAAUUAAAAAAA
Messenger RNA from Plodia interpunctella (Indianmeal moth), 2220 nucleotides. RefSeq names its product major heat shock 70 kDa protein Ba-like. Bases 161 to 2059 code for a protein of 632 amino acids. The record is from RefSeq and is a predicted model, not a curated record. NCBI's taxonomy places the organism in Eukaryota, Metazoa, Arthropoda, Insecta, Lepidoptera, Pyralidae. The transcript has a single exon. Gene Ontology annotation, molecular function: ATP binding; ATP-dependent protein folding chaperone. Gene Ontology annotation, cellular component: cytosol; nucleus; cytoplasm.